AACUCAGCAGCACAUUGGGCAAAGAGGCAGAGAGAGGAGCAGACAAAGGACAGGCGCCAUGAGCUUUGUUGUCCGCCCAUGCGCCCCCAGGGAUCUGAAGGACAUCAUGCGCCUUGUCAAGGAGAUAGCCGUCAUUUACAACGUGCCCCUGGAAACCCUCAGAACCAACGUCCAAGAACUGGAAAAGGACGGAUUUGGACCUCGCCCUAGGUUUGAGUGCUUUGUGGCUGAAGUUCCUCCGGAGCGAAAAAGCAAGGAAGGUCACACUCUGGUUGGAUACAUCCUCUCCAGCUACACCUACAACAGCUGGAAGGGGAAAAACCUCUAUAUGGACAACUUCUACGUCAUGCCGGAAUUUAGAGCAAUGCGGAUCGGGAAUUCCCUGCUGAACGAAGCAGCCAAGGCUGCCUGGCAGCAAGGCUGCUCCGAGCUUCGUAUGCACGUUUUCUUCCAUAACCCAAACAACACGGCCUUCCUUGAGAGGCGGGGAGGAGAAAACCUCACGGUCAAGGAAGGCUGGAAUCUGCUCCGGUUUUACGAGGACCGGCUCCGCAAAAUGGCGGACCAGAGCCAAGCCUAGCAUCAGGUGGGGGUGGGGAGGGGCUUUUGGGACUGAGCCCUCCACCCCACCCGCCCUUCUGGCACUCCACACGGUCCGGGUCUGCGCAAGAAGAAGGGGGAAUUGCCUUCUGAGCGCACGCCACGUGCCCUGAGAGAUUAGGAGCUGGAACUGGAGGACGGGAAACGGCCGGGAAGCAUGGGUGCUGGGACCUUUGGCCUGAGGGGAACCUGGGGGAUCCUUGGAACUAAGGUCUAUAAAGGAAAAAGUGUUCACAGAA
Python bivittatus (Burmese python) is the source of this 839-nucleotide messenger RNA. Its product is annotated as diamine acetyltransferase 1-like. Gene Ontology annotation, molecular function: N-acetyltransferase activity. NCBI's taxonomy places the organism in Eukaryota, Metazoa, Chordata, Lepidosauria, Squamata, Pythonidae. The record is from RefSeq and is a predicted model, not a curated record.